GUGACUGCCCAGGCCUCGUGCAGGGGACAGUGAGCAGCCAAGGGAGCUCGGGCCGCAGCUACCAACCAGACUCAGGGGCAUGGCCCUCGACAGGGUCCCACGGAGGGUGGGGGUGGUAGGCUACGGCCGCCUUGGACAGUCCCUCGUCUCCCACCUGCUAGCUCAGGGACCGGAACUGGGCCUAGAACUUGUUUUUGUCUGGAAUCGGGACCCAGGACGAAUGGCAGGGAGCGUACCCCCCUCCCUACAGCUCCAGAACCUUGCUGCCCUUGGAGAAAGGCACCCUGAUCUUGUGGUGGAAGUGGCCCAUCCCAAAAUAAUCCACGAAUUUGGGGCACAAAUCCUGCACCAUGCCAAUCUCCUGGUGGGGUCCCCCUCAGCCCUAGCUGACCAGACCACAGAGCAGCAGCUCCUGGAGGCCUCGCACCACUGGGAUCACGCCGUGUUUGUGGCCCGAGGGGCCCUGUGGGGCACUGAGGACAUCACCAGGUUGGAUGCAGCCGGGGGCCUCCAGAGCCUUCGUGUCACCAUGGCCACACAUCCCGAUGGCUUCCGGCUGGAGGGACCCCUGGCUGCAACCCACAGCACCGGGCCUCGCACUGUGCUCUAUGAAGGCCCUGUCCGUGGGCUCUGCCCCUUUGCCCCCAGAAACUCCAACACCAUGGCAGCCGCUGCCCUGGCUGCCCCCAGCCUAGGCUUCGACCGCGUGAUUGGGGUGCUUGUGGCCGAUCUCAGCCUCACAGACGUGCACGUGGUGGAUGUGGAGCUGAGAGGACCCCCAGGCCCCACAGGCCGAAGCUUUGCUGUGCACACCCACAGAGAGAACCCUGCCGAGCCAGGCGCCGUCACGGGGUCUGCCACUGUCACAGCCUUCUGGCGCAGCCUCCUGAGUGCGGCCAGGCCCCUCCCCAGUGCUAGUGGCCCCUCUCCCCCAGCCCUGGGACCUUGGACUCUGUCUGGUUCUGCAGUUCUGAUUCUGUCUUCAUUGAUAUUUAUUUUUGAAUCUCCUUAACCUGUUUACUCCACGAAUUCGAAUCUUUGUACCGCAUAUGUCUCUAUUUCUGUCCAUGUCUCCGCUCUCUGACUCUAAGCCCCCCUCCCUCUGGGACUCUACCUCUGCAUGUGUGUUUGUCUGUCUGUCCACCCCCAGGUCUAUGUCUUUAUCUCUCUGGGUCUCUGUCCCUCUCUCCCUGGGUUUUCCUCCACCCCCACCUUGACCUGUCCCUUCCUCCUCCCAUCACUCUCUCUCCCUCGCCCUCUGUCUCAGUCGUUCCUUCCCCGUCUCUCCCUCGCAGGCUGCUGCCAGCUCCCCUCCAGGCCCGGGAUCCAUCUCUGCUGAGAAGCCUCCUGCCGGAGAGGACAUCCUCAUCUGAUUUCCCUUCCCACCGCCACCGUCCCACUCCUGCUCUGGCAUCACUUUCCCGGGAUCUCCCUCCUGUCUCAGUAAAGACCACAGAUUCUUCGCCCUGCA
Messenger RNA from Lemur catta (Ring-tailed lemur), 1471 nucleotides. RefSeq names its product aspartate dehydrogenase domain containing (gene ASPDH). The record is from RefSeq and is a predicted model, not a curated record. The transcript has 6 exons. The coding region runs from base 80 to 1012 and encodes 310 amino acids. NCBI's taxonomy places the organism in Eukaryota, Metazoa, Chordata, Mammalia, Primates, Lemuridae. Gene Ontology annotation, molecular function: L-aspartate dehydrogenase [NAD(P)+] activity; NADP binding. Gene Ontology annotation, biological process: NAD+ biosynthetic process.